GCUUAGUGAGAGUAUAAAGUCUGGCGAGAGCCUGGUGAGGCGGAAAUACGGUUGAUGACAGCGAUCCUCCUUCCGUCUGUACGUGGAGAAAGCAGUCUGAUCGCUGGGAGGACCAUGUCAUGCGGGCUGUGGAAAGAAACCCUGGCUAUAGCAGAGGACUACCUGUCUGUCUGCAGUAUUAUCCCUGCCAGUGGGUCCCGGAAAGCCCCGCCCGGUCCUCCUCCCAGCGACUCGGCUGCAGCCAUGCGGCGCCAGGCCCGGGACAUGGAGGCCAAGCACCGGGCCCGCUUCCAUGCCAUGGCACACAGCUUCCUGUGCCAAUGCGGGCCGGACCCCUGCGCCUGUCUGAGGAGGGUGAUGGAGGAGCUGGUGGGAGACGGACAGAUGAACUGGGGGAGGGUGGUCUCUCUGUUCACCUUCACUGGUGUGCUGGUCAGAGAACUACAGGGAGAGGACACGGACCAGGGGCUGGGUAAUGGCAUGGGGCUGGGGGGGAAAGAGAGCUGCAGGGCGCUGGCGGAGACCAUAGCAGACUACCUAGGAGAGGAGAAGAGUGACUGGAUGCUGGAGAACAAAGGCUGGGAGGGCUUCUGUAAGUUCUUCCACACAGCAAGAGAGGUGAACCAGGACUCGUCCAUGAAGACUGCCCUGUUUGCUGCUGCUGGCGUGGGCAUCGCAGGGUUAACCUUCCUCCUGGUCCGCUAACACACAAGCCCUGCUGCAUCAUCAGUCUCCUUUCAAAGUGAUGGCAGUGUGGUAGGUCUUCAAUGGGUUAAAUGGUGUCACAACAGGGGAGAGACUAACUUAGGGCCAAAAUAUCUUUUUUGAAUAGUGGAUGGGACAUGUCCCCCUUCACCCCCAUGUGUCACACUGAAGCAGGAUUCCAUUACAUGGUUUAGUUUCAUUCAUCAACUGAAUGUUUCCACAUCUUUCAGCCCGCAGUAAAACCUUCAACUAUUACAACUCUAUUAUUCAGUCGUACCUAGAGAUCGUACCACAACAAACGAAAGGCCUUCUGAAAUGAUGGAAUAUGUCAAUAUUAUUAGUUUGCAUAUCUUUCCGCUGUUAUGUUAUUAAAAUCUAGUAUUUUGUCAAAGCGAGCGCACAGGGACCACAUGUUGUGUUGACCACUGCUGCACUACUAUGGUUGGUUGCAUUCUGUUUGACCGGGCAGCUACAAAGAUGACCAUGUAGAUGUGGAUGGCUGCUUCAUCCCUAUAUCAGGGCUAUUCAAAUCCAAGCCUGACCUCCUGAAGUAGUCCUGCUUUUCUGUUAUACCUGAUCAUUAAUUGCACCCAACUGGUGUCUCAGGUCUAAAGCCGUCCCUGGUAAGAGGGGAGGAAUGAAAAUCAACAGUGGAACUGGCUUGUAGGUCCAGAUUUCAAUAUCCCUGACCUAUAUAGAAAUGGGGUGGCAUUUGGGACCAACCCCAUCAUUUUGUCCACUGCUUAGUGUCCUGACUUGUUUUUAUUAAUGUCCCUCUUGCCUUUCUACUUCAAGUAAUGUGUGUGUGGGGCAAGAAUAUUUUUUAGUGUAAUAAACAUACAUUAAUAUAUUAUAUUUAUAUGAAAUAAAAAUGUUAACAGUGGCCAUCUUUGCAUUGCCACUUGGCAGAUUUCAUUGUUAGUUUUUACCUUUCUCUCCGUCUCGUCAUGUUAGACAUCCAUUUCUGGUUUAUAAAAACAGGGUUCUUCUACUCCAGGCCCGGAGGUCCACAUUACUGGCCGAUUCUUUUCUACCUGCUAAUUGAUUGAUUGGCCAGAGUACAUGCGUCCCGUCUCUGGUUUUCAUUAUCUCAGAAGUGUUCAGGUCCUCCAGGCCUGCAGUUAAAUAUCCUUGGUCUGUCUGUGUAGGUUUAUCUCUGUGUCUGAGAUGGUAGGUCAUGUUUUUCAGGGCUUUACAGACAGUGGUGCUACAGUGUGAGAUGAUAUUAAGCAUGUCUGCAUCACAAAUGCACCCUGUUCCUUAGUGCAUGACUUAUUUAUUUGUCUUUUUCUAAAUAAAAAGUUUCAGUCAUGGA
Molecule: messenger RNA, 2020 nt
Organism: Salvelinus namaycush (lake trout)
Lineage: Eukaryota; Metazoa; Chordata; Actinopteri; Salmoniformes; Salmonidae
Product: anti-apoptotic protein NR13-like
Exons: 3
Coding region: 55-705 (216 amino acids)
Biological process (GO): intrinsic apoptotic signaling pathway in response to DNA damage; regulation of apoptotic process; extrinsic apoptotic signaling pathway in absence of ligand
Cellular component (GO): mitochondrial outer membrane
Molecular function (GO): protein homodimerization activity; protein heterodimerization activity
Source: RefSeq, a predicted model, not a curated record